AUGAUUGGCUUCCGUCACGUCGCCGUUGGGAUUGGAUCUCCAGAAUGUUUUAAGGUCAAAUAUCACCGCACAGUCGUCGACUGUGCAUGCCUCAUCUUUCCUUAUAUUUUCUACAUCAAGCUUUUCAUGAACAAUAGACCAGAGAUUACCAAGAUGCCCAAGAACCUAUUAGGCGCGAUAUUCCUUAUCGUGCUGGUGACACCUGCGCUUUCCGUUGUGAUGAGCCAGGCAAACCCAGGGAGAAAUGUCAAGUUGACGAUGGCAGCAGACAUCAACCAGACGAUCACGCUAUCCAUCGCCUUAACAAUGAGCAAUUUGGACCGAUUAGAGGACAAAUUGAAGGCCGUAUCGACCCCAGGAAGCCUGGACUACGGAAAAUACCUCGAUAAGGACGAGAUCGAUGCCCUCUUCUUACCCUCCGCAAACGCAUCUGCUGCUGUGGUGAACUGGUUACAAAGUAACGGUGUCGAGCAUAUCUCACAACAAGGCUCAAACGUCAAUUUUGCGACUACAGUUGCUAAGGCAAACAGCCUCCUGAGUACCAGGUUCGCUUAUUACGACGUCGCCGGCGUUCAGAAGUUACGGACCAAGCAAUACUCUGUACCGGACGAGGUGGCCAACCAUAUUCACUUAAUCCACCCUACCACAUACUUCGGCACGACCAAGCCCUCCAAAAUAUCGGAGAGCUUAGUUCCAGUCGCUCCACGAGCCACCAACGCGACAAGCAACUGCUCCGCAUUGGUCACGCCGGACUGCUUUCGCAGCGCCUAUGGUAUCGAGGGUUACACUCCUGACCCGAAUAGUGGCAGCCGCGUUUCUUUUGGUAGUUUUAUCAAUCAGUCUGCCCGCUUAGAGGAUCUCCACCUGUUUCAACAGGCAUACGGCAUUCCAUUAUCAAACUUUACAGUGGAGUUAAUAAACGGCGGUAAGGAUACCCAGGAUGUUAACGGUUCCUAUAGCGAAGGCAACUUGGAUGCGCAGAUCCUUAACGCGGUUUCAUACCCACUUCCAGAGCACGAAUUUAUCACAGGAGGGAGUCCGCCAUUUGUACCCGGUCCUGUUAUGCCCGAUGCAGCACAUAAUACUAACGAGCCUUACUUGGAAUUUUACGAAUACUUGCUUAAGAAAACCAACGAUGAGCUCCCGCAGGUUAUCUCAAACUCCUACGGCGAUGGAGAGGGAACUGUUCCGCCUGAUUAUGCUAAGCGUGUGUGUGACAUGAUUGGCAUAAUGGGCUUGCGAGGCAUCUCGAUCCUUCAGUCUUCUGGUGAUAGUGGACCAGGUGCCUCGUGCGUAGCGAACGAUGGCAAGAACCAUACCGAGUUCCAACCUCUCUUUCCGGCCAGCUGUCCUUAUAUCACGGCUGUUGGCGGGACGCAAUCCUGGGCCCCUGAAGUCGGAUGGAUUGGGAGCGGCGGUGGUUUCAGCAACUACUUCGCCCAGGGUUGGUAUCAAGCCGAUGCUGUGAACUUUUAUCUCGAAAACGGCAUCGACUUGGAGGCGAAAGAGUACUACACGGCCGGUGGUUUUACCAACUUCUCGAAGAGGGCCAUCCCUGACAUCGCGGCUCAUAGUUGGGAUCCUGGCUUCGCAUACUACUAUAACAACACGCAGGGGUUGGCAGGUGGAACAUCGGCGUCGACGCCAAUCGUUGCUGGGGUAAUCGGUCUGUUAAAUGAUGCUCGGCUCCGGGCUGGUAAGCCGACCAUGGGAUUUCUUAAUCCCUUCAUCUACAGUCUAAAAUAUGGCCCUGUUACCGACGUAAUCUACGGUGGCUCGGAGGGCUGCACUGGAAAGAAUCCGUUCACCGGCGAGGUGCGCGGAGGUCCCGGGGCCAUCAUUCCGUACGCGACCUGGAAUAACACCUUAGACUGGGACCCAGUGACUGGCAAGGGCAUACCCAACUUCCAAGAAAUGGUCAAGGCGGCGUUGGCUAUUAUAUAG
Neoarthrinium moseri is the source of this 1944-nucleotide messenger RNA. RefSeq lists its product as uncharacterized. The record is from RefSeq and is a predicted model, not a curated record. Bases 1 to 1944 code for a protein of 647 amino acids. Lineage: Eukaryota; Fungi; Ascomycota; Sordariomycetes; Amphisphaeriales; Apiosporaceae. Gene Ontology annotation, molecular function: serine-type endopeptidase activity; tripeptidyl-peptidase activity. Gene Ontology annotation, biological process: proteolysis. The transcript is spliced from 3 exons.